CCCGCCGUGUUGUGCCGGCCAGUCGUGCGAGCGCAGUGUGCAGCAGUCACGUUUCGCGGGUUAUAUUGUGUGCUAUCACCGGGAUUUGAACCCCGGACCUGCGGGUGUGUUUUAGUGUUGUUUCGCUUCACCCUGAACCGCGGCUGGAGCGUUGACGCGCGCUGACGUGGCGCGGGCACCUGGAUACGCCCCGCCACGCCCACCAGGGGGUGCCACCCACCCCGACCCACCCCGACCCGCCCCACCAACGCUCUCUCUCGCCGGACCCAUGUCCCGACCUACGGCGAGAGCAUGGAGCAGCCCUCACCGACGUACUGGGACGACGCCGCCCACCCCAGGCACAGCCCCGGGCCGGGGCCCCCUGCCCGCCACCACCAGCACCAUGACAGCAGGCAGGUUUCGUGGCUAACUCCGCAACCAGAGCAUGGCCACGCCGUCCACGUGCCCGUGGGGCCCAGCUCCGAGGCCGGCGGCCGCCUGCCCGAGGACCAGAGCAUUUUCCACUACUGCGAGGGGAACCUCAACUUCUCCACGGCGCACAGCGAGGACGAUGAGUACUUCCACAAGCGGAAGUUGUCACGGGACCCCAUGUCGCACCGCAUCAUCGAGAAGCGGCGGCGCGACCGGAUGAACAACUGCCUGGCCGACCUGUCGCGGCUCAUCCCCGCCGAGUACCUGAAGAAGGGCCGCGGCCGCGUCGAGAAGACUGAGAUCAUCGAGAUGGCCAUCAAGCACAUGCAGUACCUGCAGAGCAGGGCCAACCUCGCCGCCGGCAUUGACUGCGUCGCGGCCCCGCACCUCCCCGGCGACCUCCGAGUCACCAAGUGCGAGCAGUCCCCCGGGUCGGACCGCGACGUGACGCCGCUGUCCGAGGCCCCCGCCACCCCGCCUCCCAACGGGCUCGGCGCCGAUCCCACGGGUGCCAUCCGGCCCGUGGUCAGGCCCAUCGUCACGGAGCACUACCGCCUCGGCUACCAGGAGUGCCUGUCCGAGGCCAUGCACUUCCUGGUCGAGGUGGAGGGCUACUUCGCAGGCGACUCGCUGUGCGUCAAGCUCAUCAGCCACCUGCAGAAACACUGCGAUAAGAUUGUUAAAGGCGACCGACUCAACUUCCCGCGGACUCGGCAGCCGGGCGAGACGACCUCGUCGUCGGGGAGCUCCAGCAGCUACGGCGCGGCGGGCGGCAGCGCCAGCGCCUCCAAGCAGGGCCAGUGCGCGUCGCAGACCUCUCAGACGUCGCAGAGCUCGGGCACCGAGGAGUCGUCGGCCAGCCACGCAGCCGCUCACACGCAGGCCAGCCAGGCCAGCCACCCCCGCGGCGCGGCGUCCAGCCAGCUCAGGGACAUGCUGUGCGCGUCGCCGCCCUCGCCGUCCGCGUCGCAGCCAUCGUACCAUGUGGACGCCAUGGGCCACCACGGGCACCACGGCCUGCCGCAGCACUACGAGACCUGCACGGAGCGGUGCGGCGAGCGGUGCGGCGACGACGACGGCCCCGAGGCGCCUCGCCGCGACGCGCACAGCCCGCACCACCCCUACGUGGACGCGCACAGCGCGCAUAGCCCGCACCCCGACGCCAUGGGGCACCACCACAGCUACAAAUUCAAGAACAACAUCAAGCAGCGCUUCUGCGAGGAGCACAGCAACGUCGGCGGCCACAAGCGGCGGCGCACCGUAACCCGCAGCCCGCCGCCGUCGCCGUCCGCCACGCCGACGCCCUCCCAACCCUCGCAGCACGCCGCGUCCUCGCACCAGACGCAGGCCAGCGUGCCCAUAUUCGUGCUGCACACCAAGGGCUCCUUCUACAUCCCCCUCACCGUGUCCUGCGAGGCGCUGGCGCCCUACCUGGACGUGGACCUGUUGUCGGACACCGCCAGCUCGCACACCAACUCGGGGCCCAUGGCGCUGGGCCUCGUGUCCUCGGCGACGCCGUCCGGCAUGGUCCUGCACCCCGUCACCAUCUCAGUCAACUUCCAGCAGUACUGGAAGCCGUCCCCGCAGACGCCACAUUGCCAUCCGCACGCGCCCGUGGCCGCUCUGCCGCCCCCGCCGCCCCCGGCCGCAGCGGCACAGGCGCUCGCGCUGCCCCCGCAGACGAGCCACAUCCCCAACCCGGCGCACGCCUGGUCGCGGCACGGCCACGGCCACGGUGCCGCGGACGCCGCCGUGCCCGCCGUCGCCUUUUACCCCUCGCCCUCGUCGCCGUGGGAGAUGUGCGCAGGACGCACGUAAUCUUCUCAUUAUGUCCAUUCUCCGCUUUCGACUAAAACUGAUACUUGGACAUGACUUGGGGGGGUGCUGAGAACACGAUCUUGUUCAAUAAUUAGCUAUUUUGCGUCAUGCCCCAAGCUGGAAUUGGGAUUUCAAGUUGGACUUCUGUUUAAAAAAUAAUGCCGAUUGACUCGGCAUAAAACUUAAAAAUUUCCAGAUUCAAAUCAUAGUUGGACGAGAGUGCUGAAUAAGGCAAUGAGGUCACUACUUGUUUAUGAUAUGCGCUUCAUUAAGACUGAAAGGUAAACCUGUUUGUAUUUAUUCUUAAUCGUACAGUAAACCUAUUUUUGGAAGUGGGAAGUUUACUUCUAAUUUCAUUUCUUCUUAGGUAGAAACCAAUUUAGUUGCUUUCCAAGAUCCCUUUUGAAAAAUACUCAAACCACAACUACUCUUGAACUGGAAAUUACAAAAAUAAAUUUUGACCAAUAUCUCAGACUUAUGCUAAUUAGCCGUUUUCUUGUAAUAAAUUAGUAGAGUUUACAUCAAAUCUUCAUGCAUUAGACGAGCUUCCAUAGAGACUUUGAACAAGAAAAAGGUUUGUCACUACCAGUAACCACUGUACUGUAAUGUGUGUAUGAAUGAGCAGUUUACUUUGACAAACAGGAAAAGAUUCAAAAUAUGUGCACCCUAAUCCUGUCAGUCUCACUCGCGAAAAUAAUAGUAUGCCAACAUACUCCUAGUGCUGACCUCAAAACAAUAGCGGAAGAGAAGACCUCAAUUCCUACAUCCAAAAAAUGAUAUUAUUUUUCCCUUGAGGGGAGUCAAGCCGUAGCGGCUUCGGCUUUCAAAUCAUUCCAUUCUCAAUAUGCAUUACUGAGUUGUGAAUAAGGUAUAGUUUUAAAGGCUGUAACUUAAUGUUACAAAAUUGUGGCUGUGAUAACAGUGACUUACUAAGCAUGGUCCACUUGUACCAUCCACCUGGUCAUGACCGUCAAGCCCUCCAUCACAUUUGAUUAUUGUUACAAAUGUGAAGUCUGGAAGGAAUGAGCAGCUUGUGACUGUACAGUAUCGACAGAGGUGAUUCAAUCAUCACAUUGUAUUAAAUGUGAAAGUAUAAUAUUAUUAAUUAAAACUUAGAUGCCAUAUA
This is a messenger RNA of Thrips palmi, 3355 nucleotides long. Its product is annotated as transcription factor cwo-like. The transcript has 6 exons. Lineage: Eukaryota; Metazoa; Arthropoda; Insecta; Thysanoptera; Thripidae. Gene Ontology annotation, biological process: anterior/posterior pattern specification; regulation of circadian rhythm; regulation of neurogenesis. The coding region runs from base 292 to 2229 and encodes 645 amino acids. The record is from RefSeq and is a predicted model, not a curated record. Gene Ontology annotation, cellular component: nucleus. Gene Ontology annotation, molecular function: DNA-binding transcription factor activity, RNA polymerase II-specific; RNA polymerase II cis-regulatory region sequence-specific DNA binding; protein dimerization activity.